AUGGGUCUCCACCACCACCACACGGCCGCGAUGGUCUCCUUCUACAACAACCAUCUCUGCCCCCUUUUCGACACCAUCGACCGCCUCUGCCACCUCGAGUUCAUUCAGGAAAACAUCCAGCACCCCACCAUCGUGGUGGUCGGCGACCAGUCCUCUGGCAAAUCCAGCGUCCUCGAAUCCCUCACCGGCAUCAGCCUCCCACCCGGCACCCGCGUCCCCCUCAUCAUGCGCUUCCAGAACCACCCAAACCCUAUUCCCGAACUCUCCCUCGAGUUUAGCGGCCGUACCAUGCCCACCGACGAAGCCAAUGUCGCCAACGCCAUCAUCCUCGCCACCGAGGAGAUCGCCGGAAAGGGUAAAGGGAUUUCAAACAUCCCUCUCACACUGAACGUGAAGAAGAGCGGCGUCCCGGACCACCUCACCAUGGUUGACCUCCCCGGAAUCACCCAGGUGCCCAUCCUCGACCAGCAGAUCUCAAAGAUCAUCAUGGAGUACAUCACUCUGGACAAGAGCAUCAUCCUCAACGUCCUCUCCGCCAGCAUGAACCUUAAUAUCUGCGAGUCCAUCCGCAUGUCCCAGCAGGUUGACCCUACGGGACAGAGGACCCUGGCCGUUGUGACCAAGGCCGACAAGGAUCCCGAGGGCCUCUUCAAGAAGGUGACAUCGAACAAAGUCAGCAUCGGCCUUGGCUACAUCUGCGUGCGCAACAGGGUUGGGGUUGAGACGUAUGAGGAGGCCCGAGAGAAGGAGGCCCAGCUGUUCAAGUCGCACCACCUCCUGUCUGGGAUAAGCCGGUCGAUGGUCGGGAUCGCUGUCCUGGCCCAAAGGCUUGUCCAGAUCCAGGGGAAACUCAUCAUCAAGUGCCUGCCUCAAAUCAAACGGAAUGUCAACAACAGGCUGUCUUCCGACAUGGAUGAGCUGAGCAAGCUGCCGGACACCAUUACCUCGCCCGCCGAGGCCUGGAUGGCCUUCGACCAGAUUCUGCGCAACACAACAGAAUCUCUUAAAAAGAUUUUGCUGACGGGAGCAUUCGACGAGAAGGACAGGCUGACUAAGAUGCUCAACCGCUACUCUGAUGAAAUGCAGGUCAAAGGCGAAUCAAAGGAUAAAGAGGAGUUCCUGGUGGAUGAGAUUAACGUGUUGGAGGCGAUGAAACGGCCAAUCGGUGUGUUGUGGAAGAUGAAACCAAUCGGGCCUCCGUAUCUUCUACCAAGGGAGGCUUUUCUCAUCCUGCUUGAGAAGAAGGUGAAUGGGGUGUCUUUCAUGGCUUUCGAGUUAAUCGACACUAUGUGGGCCUACAUUGAGAAGGUGGUGAUCUCGGUCGUCACGAAGCACUCGUGUAACUACCCACACCUGCUUUCGUCCAUGAGGCAGGCCACCUUGAACCUGGUGGCCAAGAAGAGGAAGCAAUCGGAGGUUUGGGUCAGGGAUAUGAUCGAGAUGGAGAAGACGACGGAUUACACGCGCAACCCCGAGUAUGAGGCUUUGUGGAGCAAGCUCUUGGCCAACCAGAACAGGUUUGAGGAGAUUCUCAAAAAUGACUCAAAGCCGACAAAUAUGUUGAUUGAUGGGUACGGUAAUGUCGAUAUCUCACACCUCAGGGGCAGGGCGACGUGGGUCGUGCUUGAGGCAUUCGACCUGAAGAUGAGACUGACUUCCUACUGGAAGAUUGUGCUGGGAAGGCUGGUCGACAACACGGCUAUGCAUUUGAUAUUUAAUUUACGAAAUCUGGUGAACAAAGAAAUGAGGCCGGAGAUCAAUAAUGAGGUGAUGGGUGUGGGAUGGGAGGGGCUGGAAAGGAUGCUGGAGGAGUCUCCGGUAUUGGCUGAGAAACGCAAGAGGCUGAAUAAUAGUGUCGAGUUGCUCAAGGAGUCUAGUGAUGUGGUGGCCAAGAUGUUUGAUGAUGUUAUCUGUGGUAUUAGCAGGCUUGUCACAGAUCUGGAGUUGGUCCAGUCGGCGAUCACCACCGGUCUCGAGGUCCGGCGGCUCCCCGACCCGACAUUCUCCACCACCUUCAAUAUGUCGUAA
Striga hermonthica is the source of this 2028-nucleotide messenger RNA. The record is from the annotation of a GenBank genome assembly. NCBI's taxonomy places the organism in Eukaryota, Viridiplantae, Streptophyta, Magnoliopsida, Lamiales, Orobanchaceae.